Messenger RNA from Trichobilharzia szidati, 4980 nucleotides. The record is from the annotation of a GenBank genome assembly. NCBI's taxonomy places the organism in Eukaryota, Metazoa, Platyhelminthes, Trematoda, Strigeidida, Schistosomatidae.
AUGGAAAAUAAUACUACAAAUCAUAUUACAGAUACUUCUAGUGUAAAUUUGAAAACUACCAAUGAAAAAAUUCAACGAAAUUAUGCUGAAUUCAACCAAUCAUGGGGUAGAUUCAAUGACAUAAUUAAACAAGUAAAGCAAGAGUGUUUGGAAAGAGUGACAAACUUGGAACAUGAAAAUUCAGUUCUUCAGCAACGUUAUAAAGAACUUGAAGAACGAGUGUUACCUCUCACAACAUCAUUAAAUGAACAAGAAUACCUCAAAGAAUUCUUGAAAUUUUUAUGCACUUCUCAAAUCAAUGCUAAUGUGAACUUAACAGAAACACAAAAUGGUGAUUCUAAGAACUCAGAUGCAAUUGAACAACUUACCAGUCUUUUACUUUACACGAAUAUUACUCAGAAAGAUAUUCUAAUGAACUGUCAUCAAUUACAUCAGAGAGUAGCUCAACUAGAACAAAUCAAUUCUAUUUUAUGCUCCAUUAUUUGUGAUGGUGGAUUUAUUUCAUCGCUGGAUAAAAUUCGUAAAACAGAUCAUGGUAAUUCCUCUUUGAAUGAAACUCAGACAACAGGUGAAGAACAAUCAACUCCAGGGAAUACAAGAACACAUUUAAAACUAUCAGAUAUAUUCUGUAAAAUAAAUGAUUCAUUAAAAUCUUUUGGAAUAUCAAGUCACUCUGCAUCACAUUCCUAUUUUCAUGAUUCUAUAAAAGAAAAUCAUGAGUUGCAAAAAGCCUUUCUACCUGUACAUACUACUGAUAAUACUGAAAUGAAUACAAUAAAUGACUCUCACAACAAUAAUAUUAAUUUAUUUCAUUCCACGCUAAAUUCACUGAAUAAUUCCCCGACAAGACAAUCUACUAGUAGUAAUAACAACACUAUUAAUGUACAGAAUCUUUCACAUGAUUUUCACGGAUACACUUAUCCAACCAACUGUACAAUUCAAAAUACUGGUCUGUAUUUAAAUAAAGAUUUAACUGGAUCAUGUUCGAGUACAAUCACCAGUGGUCUUCAGUUGAACAAGAAUACACGAUCACAUAAUAUACAAGAGAAAAAUUCAAUUACAGGCGAAUGGACACGAUCCAAAUCUUUACCCGUACUAGUAACAAAUUCUCAACAAACAAAUACUGAGAAUGAAUCUUGUUUACGGACAAAUUCGCUGACACAACUUAUCCAUUUACCAGCCUUAUUCCCUAUCACCUCUUAUCCAAUUAAACGUGUCACUGAACAAAUGAUGCUACUGUCAGAGAAUUUAUUAAAGUCUGAAACAGAAUUUGAUAUUCUCAAGUCAUCGCAGCAUCUAAAUCUUCCAUGUGGAGGACAUUUAACCAAUGAUCUAAUUCCUAAUAAUACACAACAGAAUACAACAGUAUGGCUUGAUAAACCACUACCAAAAGGUUGGAUACAAUUACAAAAUCUACCGUAUAGUGGUGGACUACAACGUGAAACUAUCGGUACACAUAGUCAUAUGAUACUUGGAGCAAGAAGUUUACCAUUGUUGUUUAAUAAACCAAUUGAAAGCUGGAAAAAAGCAUCAACGACGACUAUUUCAUCGUCACCAUUAUCAUUAGCAUCAGGUGAAAAUUAUCGUAUGAAUUCACUUGAACGUGUACAUUCAUUUCGUAAUCUACACUCAAACGGAUUUCAUCAUUUGAAGACAAUUGUAGAAGUAGAUUCUGGACCACCGAGUUUUCAUGAAUUACUUUCACAAAGUGUUCAUUCUAAUCAUAAUGAUAAUCAUAUUAAUAAACAUGAAAGUCAGAAUCACAAUAAUAAUAAUAACAAUAAUAAUUCACCACAUGAUCCUGAAAAAGUUGACUCUACUGCAUCACCGAAUGUGUAUAUCUCACCAAAUCAUAGUAUAGAAUUUCUUCCAAAUUCAAGACAAAUAUUAUGUCGAGACCAAAAACUACGCUAUCACUAUCCACUUCGAUCUGCUGUGCUUGGUUCCAAUCCAGAGGCAUCAAAUCACUUCCAUAUACCUAAGAGUUAUGAUCUUGAAACUCAAACAAACUAUCAUGAUGCUUUUCGAAAACUACGAAAUGCACGUAAAAAUUUAAGAUUUGGUGUUUUCAGUGAUACAGAACUACUGACAGGGAAAUUUACAAUCACAUCAACGGAUGAUUCAGCUAUUGAUAGCGGUGAUGACGAUUUUCACAGUUCAGUUGAUUCAUUGCAUGUUAAAAGUUUUUUAACAAAAUCUGACGUGAAAACAACAACAUCGUGUUUGACAACCACUGCAGCACAAAAUAACUGUCAGAAUAAUCGUAUCAUUCCAUCUAUUUAUGCCAGUGGUAGUAAUUGUAAUUUAAAUUGUAGGUCAGAUAUACCACUAACAAAUGGUGAUAUAAAUGAAGUCAAGGGAGCAGAAGACAGUCAAUUUGCUCAUACGGAACAUGAGUUAAACACCUCGCAUGUACAGAAUCAAACAGAGUGUAACAACUCAUUGAAAAAUAUCCCCAAUGGAAAACAUGACAUCGAACAUGACAGAAAACAGAUUGUCAAUAUCAAGGAACCAUGUAACAUUCCAAAGUGUCAGAAAGAAUCUUCACAUCCUAAAACUACUGAAGACUGUCCACCAAGCACACAGUCUAACACUAGAGCUACUGUCCCACCACCUGUAGUAAUAUAUCGAAGAAGAUUUCAAAAGCUUGCUUCGAAAAGAAUAUCAAAGUUUUCAGGUCAACGAAAGUCUGAAAACUCUGUUACUGGUAAAAGUUUAGAAGAAAUCAAAUCACUGGGCAGUAAAGCAGAGAGUGCAGUACUGACUUCUACAACGGCUAGCAAUAGUAACACUAUUAGUAAUAGCGUCAACAAUACCACUACAACUAUUAACAAUCAUCCAAUUCUAACAGUGAAACAAACCCAGAUGAUUUCGCUAGGCGAUAACAAUCCAAACAAACAAAUACAAAGUACAAAGGAAAAUUUUCAAAUACCAGUAUCUCCUAUUUACUUGAAAGAAACAGAACAAAUUGAACAGUCCGGUAUCAAAAGUGUAUAUCAUAAUGACACUGUAGACAAACUGAACAAAACUACAAAUAAUAGUUCAAUUAAAACGCUUAAUAAGCCACAACAAAUUCCAAGCAGUAAAACACUGUCAUCAUCUUCGUGUUCCUCGUCCUCUUGUGGAUCAUCAUCUUCUACAACAUCUUCAUUACAACAGAAUACUAAAAUCAAACUGCCGCAAGUUGAUAUUCAUCAAAAUAGCACAGGUUUAAAACUGUCAUCAACAAAAUCUUCUAGUUCAACUGAUACUAAAGGGGGGAACACAGUGAAUAAGAGUUCAACGAAUGAACAGUCAAGUAUUAAAUCGCCUAAUCAUACAUAUUCACCUUUACCAACAAAGCCAAUAAGCGUCAAUAAGUCUACAGCAUCUAGUACACUAACGUCACCAGAGAUCCGACGAUUAAAAAAUACACCCAACAAUUCUAUAAAAUCUCCGAUUAGCACAACACCGAGCAGUUUGAAGAAUUCUAGACUAAGUGUUACUCGUUCACUUCACUCGCAUUCCUCUCCAGCAUCACCGAUUUCAAUUAACAAUAACUAUAACACGUCAAGAGUUGCAAAUAAUAGCAAAAAUAAUAAUACUAACAAUAGUGCUUCUUUUUUGUCAUCGGCUUUGCCAACAUUUGACGGCAAGCUUGGCCUAUCUGAAAAAAUGACUAAAAGUUCUAUUCCCUUAUCCUCGACUACUUCUCCAACUGUGUUGGAUUCAUCUUUGAAACGAUUGAAUAAAAUUAUUAAUAAACCGAAAGUAAGUUCUGAAAAAUUACAUCGUCGAAUAUCCUCUGUUAACGAAAUUACAGAAUGUGAUAAAAUCAUGCCUAACAAUAAUAAUAGUAAUAAUAAUAAUGCACCGCCUCCGAUUCCACCACGUACCACAUCCAGAUCACAUACAUAUCAAGGCAAAAUGGUUAUCUUAAAACCAAAAUGUCUUAGUGUCACUAACAGCCCGUACACAUUAAAUUCAGAAGAAACAUGGUUUCCAAAUAGUUUAACUAUGAAUUCAGCUAGUAGUAUGAAUACAAAGAAUUCUAUGAAUUUCAACACACUGAAAAUGCUGCAUACAAAUACCGCUACAACCCCGAGUGAAUUUUCCUCCUCGAAUGGGAUUAAAUAUAGUCAGAAUAAUCUACAGAAUGAAUCUUUCGAGGAUAUUUCGCCUAUUUCCCCACAAUGGAAACGGACAAGUCCAUCGAAAAUAGCUACAUAUGUUACUGCUCCGUAUAAACGUUCAUCAGAUGUAGAAAUUCUAAGGUCAGCAGUAACUUCACCAACGCUAUUGCCAGCAACAUUAUCAUCAACCCUAAUUCCAUAUGAUUCCAUUGCAUAUUCACCAAAGAAUAUUUUAAAUAAGGCCAAUGAAUCUAAUCGAAGCUCGUGUACACUGAAUUCAUUCGAUAAUCUAAAUGAUAUAAAUCAAGGCAGAGAUGAACAUGGCUUAAAUUAUUCUACAAAUUACUAUAACAACAGAACAGCAGAUAACAAGGACUUACGCAGUCACUUGAAUUCUACUACAACUAUUACAACAGCAAUGACACCAAUAAAAUCCAAUGGAUUGAAUGAAUUAGUCGUAUCACAUCAUCCUCAUCCUCACCAUCAUCAACAUCAGUAUAUUCCACAUCUACAGAGACAACCGCUCCACGCUAAUGAAUAUCAUCAGCAUAUUUAUCAACCGCCUUAUUCACAUCCAUCUCCAAUCCAGUAUCAUCACCAUCAUCCUCAUCCUCAUCCCCAUCCUCAUCCUCAAAACCAUCAUUCUCAACAGUAUCAACAUCAUUUCGAACAUAAUUUACGUCAUUACCCUGGUAAGGCUAACACUAGUAGUAGCAGUAAUACUAAUACUAAUAAUAAUAAUAACUUAUUAUCAGUAUUAAGUACAACAACACACGAGAAUCUUGUUUAUCCUAAACAGCAUACAUCACCAGUUUAUACAACAAGCAAAUUGCCAACAAAUGUACUACAAUAUGACCAAGAUAUCUAG